AGAAAACCGGAAGUACAAGGUUAUGAGCUGAAGAAAAAAAUCAACAUGGCGGAUGUUUAUACGGAUCCUGCAGAAGACAAGACAGAGGAUGGUGGAGGACAGAAGGAAACAGAAGCCUCUCAGGCAAAAGAUUCUUCAUCAUUUCAUGGAGUGAUACCACCAAACCCAUUUGGACCUCGCCAUAUGCUGAAAUCAGAUGUCGUUUCAAAAUCUUCUCACUCCACAUUUAACACACAUCCAGUAUAUAUUGCUCCAAGUAGGCUUGGUUCUAGUUCUGUGUUUUCAAAAUCACAAACCUCAAGUAGCACAGAAAACAAGGGAAGUGGUCCACAAAAGUCGUCUAUUCUUGCACCAUCUAAACUGGACAUGUUAAACCAGACAGAGACCUCCAGUCCAUCCAAGUUAUUGUUACGACCUUCACCUCUCUCCUUCUGUGUUCAGAAUUUGAAACAAAAGGAGUGUGAUGUUAAAGAUAAAGAAAAAGAAAAUCAAGAGAAAUCAGGCAGUGAGGAUGUACCCAGUGAAGUCUCUAAAGUCUCCAGUGAUUCAGGAGUAAAACGUGACGCGGAAAAGAAAAAAGACAAUGACAAAGAGACUGCCCCUUUAAGUGACUCUAGUGCUACGAAUGAUUCUGCACAGGAAAAUUAUUUUGCUGCUGCACUUGCCAAAUCAGAUGGAAAAGAAUCAGAAUCCUCUUCCAAAACAGAAGAAAAAUCAGGACAGUUCAUAUUUGGUCAAAAUUUAGAUGAACGUGUUACCGGUGUUGCAAAGUCUCCUAAUGAGAAAACUGAAGAAGGUUUUGUGUUUGGUCAGAACUUGGAGGAGAGAGUGAUUAAGACAGAUCCAUCUUCUGGUGAACAGGAAGAAAGUGAAGGAAGCAGAGAUUGUCUGUCUCCCACAGAUAAAAACCUUACCCUGGAGGAAUCAGCACGUGAAUUCCAAGCAAGAAAAGAAAAACAUGUGGACUAUAAGGAAGUGGAUGUUGUUACUGGGGAAGAGGGAGAGUCCAAUGUUUUACAGGCCACUGCCAAGCUUUUUGUGUUUGAAUCCCAUGGUCAGAAUUGGGUGGAGCGUGGCAGAGGACUGUUGAGGUUGAAUGAUCUGAUAACACCGUCACCGACAGAGUUCCAGUCUAGACUAGUUAUGAGAACCAUUGGCAGUCUGAGAGUUAUACUGAACACAAAGAUAUGGCCAGGCAUGACGAUAGAAAGAGCUAGUAACAGGAGUGUCAGAAUCACUGCCACAGAUGGAGGGGAAGGUGUGAAGGUGUUCCUCAUCAUGACCAGCCCCAAGGAUUCUGAGAACAUCCUGAGAGCAGUGGACUGGAGAAUACAACAGCUGCGUGUACGGGAGGAUGUGGAUAAACCGCAGACAGAAAAACGCAAGGUUGAUCAAGAUGAGUCCUCAAAUGAAGGAACAGCAAAAAAGCCCAGAUCUGAGGAACAUGUGGAAGGUUCCUUGGUAACAGGAAGUUUGAAGAGAGAGGAAUCAGAUGGAAGUGUUAUUGGACCAGAGACAGAUGCCUCUUCAACUAGUUCAACAUCAUCUUUGACAUUGAGAUCGGAGUCUGAUUGAGAAAAGAAAUCACAAAUCUGAUCACAGGGGAAAUAACUAUCAAGAAGAUUUAUCACAAAAGCUUGGAGACUGCUGAUAUAUCAUUAAUGUUUGAAUCUUAUUGUGAAAAUGAAGGGGAGGCUUAUCUCAUCACUCAACAAGCAAAGAGUUGCCUUAAGAAGAUGAAACAUGACUCAGAACUUUACCAAAAAGUCUCUCUCUCUCACCAGUUUUCCAGGAAUAAAGAUUACAGUAAAAUUUGUGUAGGAAACAUAGAACCCCUGCUUUUGAAACAUUCUGUUCAAAUUUGAGGAGAGAAAACGUGGAACAGUAUAAACAUAUUUUUUCAUCAGGACUAAGAAAAGUGUACCUCACAUCUCUUUCUACAGUCAAAACUGUAGAUCAAAGAUUUUUGAUACAUAAUUUGCUAUACACCAUUGCAGUAAAGUGCUAUAUUUUUCAUCUGAAGGUGUACAUGUACUUGUGGUAAAGUAGUAUUUGUUAACAAAAUAUUAAUAUUCAUCAAAUUGUUCCAAAUGAAAUGGCAUGCAGAGUAAUUACAUGUAGUACAAAUCAGGUUUAUUCACUUUAACAAAGCCAGCUUUAUUGAAAUUUAGGGUUGUUUAAAAGAAUCUAAUACAUGUAUCCUUGAACAUUUCAGCCUAUUUUUAAAUAUCUAGGGCAUGUGCAAAUUCAUGGAGAGUUUACAACAUGUAUUCCAUCAUGCUUUGAAUUUACAAGUGUAAUUGUAAUUAAAAUAAAAAAAGGCAA
Messenger RNA from Saccostrea cuccullata (small rock oyster), 2325 nucleotides. RefSeq names its product ran-binding protein 3-like. The coding region runs from base 46 to 1575 and encodes 509 amino acids. NCBI's taxonomy places the organism in Eukaryota, Metazoa, Mollusca, Bivalvia, Ostreida, Ostreidae. Gene Ontology annotation, molecular function: GTPase activator activity. Gene Ontology annotation, cellular component: cytoplasm; nuclear pore. The transcript is spliced from 16 exons. The record is from RefSeq and is a predicted model, not a curated record. Gene Ontology annotation, biological process: protein export from nucleus.